UGAAUUUAUGGAACAAACAGAAGAACAAACAGAACACAUAACAUAUCAGGGACAGGUAACCACACAAAUGACUGCGUACAUUGACCAGGAUAAGGAAAUUUCAGCAGAAACAAAAAGUACAGAAGAUGGAGAGAUCGAAGAAGGAUACGAAUUCUUGGAAGAUUUAUGA
Molecule: messenger RNA, 169 nt
Organism: Racocetra persica
Lineage: Eukaryota; Fungi; Glomeromycota; Glomeromycetes; Diversisporales; Gigasporaceae
Source: the annotation of a GenBank genome assembly